GUCGGGUGGGGACGGGCGGCACCGGGAUGCGGGGAGGGGGGACGAGAAAACGUGUGGGACCUCAGGGAGCGCGGUGAAAGCUGCGGGGAUCCCGAAAGGAAGGGUCUGCGGGGGUCCCGGGCCAUGCCGGUGAAGCGGCAGCAGCGAGCUGCAGGCCCCGUGUCGGCAGAGGAUGAGCUGCUGCUGCUGCAGGGCCACGCGUUGGCCGAGGAGGAGGCAGCCAAGAGGAAGAUGGAGAUGCUCAGCCGCUUCCUGAAGGACAAGCUGGCCCAGGAGCAGCGCAGCGCUGCCCUGAACCUCCAUAAGCUCCACAGCCAAUGGCGUGCGGUGCUGCGUGAAGCCAAAGCCCAGGAGCUGCACCAGGACGUGGCCAUCCUCAGCCAGACCUUCGCGCGGGUGAUGGACAGCAAGGACGGCGUCAUCGAGUCCUUGGUGACGGACCUGGAGGAGGCAGAAGCUCAGCACAAGCGGGCGCUGAGCGGCCACCUGCAGAACGUGGAUCGUCUGCUGCAGCUCCAGCGCUGCCGCCUGCGCUGCAUGGAGGAGGGCUGCAGCGCGCAGCUGGAGGACCUGCAGGAGGAGUUUGAGGCUGAGAGGAGGAGCAUCUUGGAGCAGCACCAGCGAGAGCUCCGCUACCUGCAGGACGUGGCGGUGGCCGUGGAGCAGAACCACGCCAGGGAGGAGCACGAAGCCACGCUGAAUUUCCAGAGCACGAGGGAUGAGAUCAAGAAUAAGAGCCUGCAGGAGAAGCAGUACACCCGCCUGCAGCUGAGUGGGAAGCUGGAGGGGCUGUGGGAGCAGUUCCAGCAUGCCAUGCAAUGCUAUGCUGAGGCCACCGAGCACCGCAAGCUCAGCUUUGAGGCUCUGAAGGUGAAGGAUGAGAAGAGCUCCCAGGAGAUCGAGGUGCAGGAGAAGAAGCUGCAGAAGCUGCAGGAUGCAGUUUUGGCUGCCAAAGCCCGGCUGGCUGCUCACCUCCAUGAGUGCGAGGAGCAAAACCAACGCAUGCGGGAGCAGAAGGAGGCGGCCCUGGGGCAGCUGCAGCAGCUGAAGAGUGAGAUGAGCCGUGCCCAGGCCAAAGCCCACCGCAGCCUGGCUGAGCUCACGGCGCAGAGCGGCGCUGCCCUGAAAGCACUGGGGAAAAUCGUGGGGAAGGCUGAGCGCGUUCUGCGUCUGGCUGAGCUGUGCCGCAGGAUGGAGAGCGAGGAGGAGAAGGUGCUGCCCUUCUACCCGUCCUCGUUGGCAGAAGGAGAGCAGGACGAUGCCCAAAGGGUCCUCAGAGAGGCACCCACUGAGCCCCUGGCACAGACCGUGCAGGACUACGUGGGGCUGGAGCGCUUCUGGCAGCGCUUCAACAAAGUGAAGCUGGAGGAGCUGGCGGUGGGGCAGCAGAGGGCAGCCCUGACCCACAGCAACCGGCGGCUGCGGGCGCUGCUGCGGCGCUACCUGGACGGGCUGACGGUGAACCCCGACGUGAUGAGCAAACCCAACGCACUGCUGGAUGUCAGCAACAAGAGCUGCACCCCCAGAAACUGCCCGCAACGCAGCCGGGACGCCCCGCAGCCCCGCAGCCCCCCGGAACAACAAGGGGCUGCGGGUCCCAGCGUGGGGCUGGGGGCUGAAUGUCAGAGCCAGGAGGUGCCAUAAAGGAGCUCAGCUGCGCCCA
Phasianus colchicus (ring-necked pheasant) is the source of this 1663-nucleotide messenger RNA. It is a transcript of the gene DRC2, whose product is annotated as dynein regulatory complex subunit 2. NCBI's taxonomy places the organism in Eukaryota, Metazoa, Chordata, Aves, Galliformes, Phasianidae. The record is from RefSeq and is a predicted model, not a curated record. Gene Ontology annotation, biological process: axonemal dynein complex assembly; cilium-dependent cell motility; regulation of cilium movement. Gene Ontology annotation, cellular component: axonemal dynein complex; axoneme.